Messenger RNA from Entrophospora sp. SA101, 780 nucleotides. The record is from the annotation of a GenBank genome assembly. Lineage: Eukaryota; Fungi; Glomeromycota; Glomeromycetes; Entrophosporales; Entrophosporaceae.
AUGGAUGAACAAAUUGAAUCGUUAUUAGAAUUUUUACAUGAUAAUAAUUCAAAUGUCCGUAAAAUAGCACUUGAACAUUUAUUAGGAUAUACAAUUGAUACUUCACCAUAUAAAUCUAUAUUUAAACGUAACAAUUUUAAACCUAUAGAGGAUUUAAAAAAACUUUGUAAUGAUGAUAUACCAAAUAUUGCACAUGAUGCAUUUAAAGCUUUAGUGAACCUUUCAAGCGAUCAAGAAAUUUAUAAAAGAUUAAAUGAUGAUGAUUUUUUAUUAAUACUGGUAACAACAAUCAUGGAUUCUGAGGCAAUAUUUUCAGAUUUAGCAUGCAUGCUAUUAUCAAAUCUAACAAAAGAUGAAAAAAUUAUUUUACCUCAAGGCCCACCAAUCUCAAAAUUAAUUAUAUUCACUGAACAUCCUAAUUUGGUUAGAAGAGGUGUACAUCAUCAUCCAAAGAUGUUAUCAAAAUCAAAUAUAAACAUUCUACCAUAUAUACUAUUACCAUUAUGUGGACCGGAAGAAUUUGAUUUGGAAAAACGUGAACCAGAUACAAAUCUUAGAAAAAUAUUACUUGAAAGUUUAUUAUUAUUAACUAGUACACAAGAAGUUCGUGAAAUAUUACGUGAGAAAAAAGUUUAUAUAAUUAUUAGACAAUUGCAUCUUGCUAUUGUAAAAAAAAUGCCAUCUAAUGAAAAUGAAAACAAUGUUGAAGAAGAAGUAAUUAUUGAAAAAAUUAAGAAAUCUAGUAGUCUUGCAUAUUUCUUGGAUAUUUAUUUUCUUUAA